This is a messenger RNA of Erythranthe guttata (spotted monkey flower), 4028 nucleotides long. Lineage: Eukaryota; Viridiplantae; Streptophyta; Magnoliopsida; Lamiales; Phrymaceae. The record is from RefSeq and is a predicted model, not a curated record.
CUAAUGGUAUGGUUAGUCUUUUAACCAUGGUCGGAAACAAGACUAUUGUUGGAAACAAGUGAAGGAAAAAAGAACUGCAAAGAUUUCUCACCAUUUGCAAUUUGCUGAACAACUCCCUCUCUCUCUCUCUCUCUCUCUCUCUCUCUCUCUCUCUCUCUCUCUCUCUCUAAAAAAAACUAACAUUCCCAAAGAAAACAAUGGCGGCAGAAGCUGUGGGUGGAGUUGCCAUUCAAUUUCUGCUAGAGAAGCUGAUAUCAGUUUCUGCGGAGCAGAUCAACCUCUAUCGAGAUUUCAAGAAAGACUUGCAAAGGCUAAAAAGUUCUUUAACCAUGAUUCAAAGUUUCUUGAACGAUGCGGAGAAGAAGCAAAUCACCGACGAAGCUGUCGAACGCUGGCUGCAUAAGCUUGAAGGUGUGGCUUUCGAUGCCGAUAAUGUCUUGGAUGAGCUCCACUAUCAACAUCUCUCCAAGGAAAUUCACAACCAGGACAAAAUGAAGAAGAAGAACAAGUGCCAUUUUUUCUUCCCACAUUGCAUUCCCAAUACGCAUCGCCUAAAAAUGGCACGUAAAAUCAAGGAUGUCCUUCAAAACUUGGAAGCGAUCAACAAGGAGGCGACCGACUAUGGCCUUCAAAAAGCAGUGGUGGGUGCAUAUGCUCCGGUUACUGGAUCAUCUGCAGGUUGGGAAACUGAUGCAUUCAAUAUCGAUCCGAUUUUUCUUGGAAGAGAAGGUGACGUGUCUGAAAUAGUGAAGACGAUGACUACUCUUCCAAAUGAUCAAGUACUCUCUAUCCUCCCCAUUGUCGGGAUGGGAGGACUCGGAAAAACAACUGUAGCUCGGAACGUGCUCGAUCAUGAAGCCAUAAAGGCUCAUUUUGCUAAGCGUUUUUGGGUUCAUGUCUCUCAAAACUUCGAUGCCAAGAUUCUUUUCAAUAAGAUUCUUACAUCGUUAACAGGAACAAACGCCGCACUUGGAGAUAAACAAGCAGUUCUGGAAAAGCUUCAAAAGGAGUUGGGAGCUCAUAGAUUUCUACUUGUUCUCGAUGAUGUUUGGAAUGAAAAUCAUGAAAUAUGGGGUGAUUUUAUCAAUUCGUUGAGAAAAAUUACUUCUGCUACGGGAAAUGGCAUCGUUGUUACUACGCGAAGUGAAAAUGUUGCUUCACUGGUGAAAACAUUCCCUACUAUGCACAAGCUAAAUAACUUGUUAGAAAAUGAGUGUUGGUCCAUAAUCAAAACAAAAUCCUUCGGAGAAGGUGAUAUUCCAUCAGAAUUUGAGAGAAUUGGUGUAUCUAUUGCAAAAAGAUGCCAAGGUUUGCCAUUGGCGGCCAAAGUGGUUGGGGGAUUGUUGCGCGAUAAGUCGAUUGAUGAGUGGAUGUCGAUUGAUGAGAAAUGGCUCUCAGAUUUAAAAGAUGAAAAUCCAGUCUUCAAGAUUUUGAAGCUGAGUUUUGAUCAUUUGUCGCCACCAUCACUCAAAAAGUGCUUUGCAUAUUGUUCGAUAUAUCCUAAAGGAUAUGACUUGGAAAGCAAACGCUUGGUUGAGCUUUGGAUGGCAGAAGGAUUUCUUGGAGGAAAUGAUGAUAUGGAGAUUUUGGGCAACAAAUUCUUUAAUCGACUUUUAGAGAACUCCUUGUUGUUACAAGUUGAAAACACAAGUCGCUAUAACAUGCAUGAUCUUGUGCAUGAUCUAGCAUCCUCUAUUUUAAAUUCAAGCGACCAAGUUCGGUACAUGGGCCGGCAAUCGUGUGCAAGCUUAAAUGAACAAGCAACUUGGCUUCGUUCCUUAUUGUCCAAUGAUAAAAUAUGCAUUCUCAUGUUCUCGAAGUUCAAAUCACUGCAUGUUUUAAUUCUGAUGGACAAUUGUGUUGAAGAGUUGCCGAAUUCGAUCAAAGAGUUAAUACAUUUGAGAUGUCUUGAUGUCUCGGACACAGAACUUAAAUGUUUGCCGGACUCUAUUGGUGAACUUUAUCACUUGCAGACAUUAAGAGCAUCUGAUGACCUGGAGAAGCUGCCAAAUACAUUGAAGAACUUGAUUGGCUUAAGACAUCUCCUCAUUCCUGGAAUUGAAUUACCUCCAGAGAUGGGAAGAUUAACUUCUCUUAGAACACUGCCGUACUUUGGAGUCGGCGAUGAAAAGGGUUGUAGAAUUAGUGAGCUCGAAUGCUUGAAGAACCUGGAAGGAAAGCUGGAGAUCUUUAAUCUUGAGAAGGUGCAUGACAAAGAAGAGGCUAAGAGAGCAGAUUUAUUACAAAAGCCAAAAAUAGUUGAGUUAGUGCUUAAGUGGAGUAAUAGAGAAGGUGGAAAUGGCGAUGAGAGUGUGUUGGAAGGCCUCCAACCCCACCCAAAUUUAGAGAGCUUAAAGAUUUGUGGAUUUGGAGGAAGAAGUUUACCAUCAUGGUGUUCAAAUAUGCCGGGGCUUAAUAAAUUAAUGGAGAUAAGACUUGAAAGAUGCAAAGAAUGUGAACAAGUCCCAAUGCUAGGGCACUUGCCACAUUUGAAGAAUCUUUAUCUGGAUGGUCUGGUGAAUGUGAGAUCCAUAGGUUCCUCGUUUUACGGAAUUGAUGAAAAAUGUGUUUCCUUUCCGGCACUUGAAAUGCUCGAGUUGAGGGGAAUGUCAGAGCUGACGGAGUGGUUACAAGCGGAAUUGCGAAGUGCAGCACCUGAGAAUGAUCAACGACUUGUUGUCUUUCCUCGCCUCGAGUACUUGCAGAUUAUAUAUUGUAGGCAAUUGAAGAGUGCUCCGAGUCACUUUCCAUGUCUUAAAGAAUUGCUGAUUGAUGGGGUGGAGAGCGAAUUACCUUUGGUAAGUAUAUGUGGGAUCAACUUAAUCUCUCUUACAAAGCUCCAUAUUCACUCAAUUGAUGGAUUGACGUGUCUCCCAAACUGCCUUUUCCGUAAAAAUCAAAAUCUUUCAAUGUUGGUUAUAAGCGGUUGUCGUAACUUAACGCAUCUAGUUCCGUGCUUGGAAGGUGGAGGAACAGCUCUUAGGAAUUUGGAGAUAUGGGACUGUCCGGAAUUGAGAGAAUUACCAGAUGAUCUACACACCCUCAGUGCUCUCGAGAAUUUGGCGAUUUACGGAUGCUCAAAACUGAAGACAAUACCAUAUCCAUAUGAAACACAUAACGAUGAUGAUGAUGAGCAAUUAUUAUUAGGCUUGAGUUGCCUUCGUCGAUUGUUUAUUGAAUACUGCGAUGAGCUGACCAAUUUGCCAAUUGAGUUAUGUGCGGAGUCCCUGGAGAGUUUGACACUGAGAGGAUUAAUGAAUUUAAGGAUGACCAUGGGAACGUUGAUUGGGUAUUGUAUGCAGAAAAUGCCUCGUCUCUCUGAGUUGAGAAUUGUUGAUGUUCCAACCACUAAUAAUCCAUGGGAGAUUGUUGGCUCUGUUACUCUCGGCAAUUUGAGAGAUUUAACAAUCAGUUGUGAUGAGUACUCAGUUUCAGCUGUUGAUGCCAUCUUGAAAGCAUCAGCCAAAUCUCUUCAUAGAUUAACAUUGCUAGGGACAGAGCAUAGUCGAGAACUACCUGGUCAGCUUCAACAUCUCACUGCUCUUUCUGAGCUAGGCUUGUAUGAUUUUGGAGAGAUGGAAGAAUUGUCUGAUUGGCUAAUUGGGAACAACAACAACAACAACUUGUCCUCAUCUUUGCAAAUCUUACAUCUAUCCCGCUGCAAGAAGUUGCGAUAUCUGCCGUCUAAGGAAGCCAUGCUACAUCUCACCAAGUUAUACAUCUCGAAUUGUCCGAUGUUACAUAUAAAAGGUGGAGAUAGCGAUUAUGGUUCUGAGUGGCCCAAGAUAUCCCAUAUCCCCUAUGUCGUGUUGGAUUGGGUUCAAAUUCCAACUCAUGCUCAGUAAAUGUAACUAUACUUAUUACUGCAUUAUUGGAUUUACCAGAAUAUUUUCUUUUUUUUCCUUUUCUUUUUCUAUUGUAUUUAUUUUUCUUUUUGUUCUUGCAGCCUCCAAAUUAAAUUUGUUGCUUAAACAGAACAGGAUGCUCAAGGCACAUAAAUAUAUAAAUCUAUUUCAAAUUUAUUUCGA